Molecule: messenger RNA, 663 nt
Organism: Dracunculus medinensis (Guinea worm)
Lineage: Eukaryota; Metazoa; Nematoda; Chromadorea; Rhabditida; Dracunculidae
Source: the annotation of a GenBank genome assembly
AUGACUAUUGCCCAGCUUGAUUUUCCAAAAUCAAAUAACUCUGAAUCUGAUGUUGACUUGUUGGUACCCUUGAAAGGUCUAAUAAAUGAGAGAGCUGAACUUUAUAAAACAAAAGGACUUGAUGGUUUCCCUGCUGUUGGAAUCAAGAGAGGGGUGGAGAUUGUUGUACCAUAUAGACAGUAUCUUCCAAAAAAAUUUUUCCGCAAUUUUGCAUUCACUGCUGUGAUUCAACCAAAUGAUCGCCAAGGUGGUUAUCUUUUUGCUAUCGUCAACCCACUGGAUACAAUUGUUGAUCUCGGAAUUCUUCUGGAAUCUGCAGGAGGAAAUCAAAUGAACAUCUCUUUGUUGUACACUGAUUCGAAUAAGGAAACGGAAUCGAAAGCAUUAGCGUCAUUUUUGGUUCCAGAAUUUGUCAAUCAAUGGGCUAAAUUUGCUCUCGAAAUCCAAGACGAUAAUGUUGUUUUGUAUUUUCGAUGUACGAGAUUCGCUACUCGUCAGGUGAAAAGAAAGCCUUUCCAGUUAGUUAUGGAUGAUGCUCAUAAAUUAUAUAUCGCAAGUGCAGGACCGAUAUUGAAAGGAGGAUUUGAGGUAAUUUUCAUCUUUUAUAUAAAUAUAUAUACUUAUAUAUUUAUCACAUUGAAAACUAUUCUACUGUAUAUAUGA